This is a messenger RNA of Gigantopelta aegis, 1446 nucleotides long. RefSeq names its product meiotic recombination protein DMC1/LIM15 homolog. The coding region runs from base 107 to 1132 and encodes 341 amino acids. Gene Ontology annotation, molecular function: double-stranded DNA binding; DNA strand exchange activity; ATP-dependent DNA damage sensor activity. The record is from RefSeq and is a predicted model, not a curated record. Gene Ontology annotation, biological process: DNA strand invasion; reciprocal meiotic recombination; chromosome organization involved in meiotic cell cycle. NCBI's taxonomy places the organism in Eukaryota, Metazoa, Mollusca, Gastropoda, Neomphalida, Peltospiridae. Gene Ontology annotation, cellular component: nucleus; condensed nuclear chromosome. The transcript is spliced from 14 exons.
UCGGUAUCAUGUGAUCAAAUUUACAGCAGACGACAAAAUUAAUCUGUACGAUUUUAUGGGCCGAUCUGAGACUUAUAUUGAUAAUUUGUGAUUAUUUUUAAUUACAAUGGAGGCAGAAGAUCAGGUUGUAGAAGAAGAUUUAGUGAAUGAUGAUGACGAGGAAUCAUUAUUUGUUGACAUUGACCAACUCCAGAAUCAUGGCAUUAAUGUAGCUGACAUUAAGAAACUAAAGCAGUCAGGAAUAUGUACAAUAAAGGGAAUACAAAUGACUACACGAAAAAAGUUGUGCAAUAUUAAAGGCAUAUCAGAAGCCAAAAUGGAGAAGAUCAAAGAAGCUGCUGGAAAACUGAAUGAUCCUGGAUUUUUGACAGCUCUUGAAUAUGCAGAUAAAAGAAAAAUGGUUUUUAAAGUAUCAAGUGGAAGCCAAGAAUUGGAUAAAUUGCUUCGUGGUGGUAUUGAGUCGAUGGCAAUUACUGAAGCUUUUGGAGAAUUCCGGACUGGAAAAACACAGCUGUCACAUACACUUUGUGUUACUGCACAGCUUCCAGGUGCUAAUGGUUAUACAGGAGGAAAAGUUGUUUUUAUUGAUACAGAAAAUACAUUUCGACCUGACAGACUUAGAAGUAUUGCAGAUAGAUUUAACUUGGAUCAAAAUGCAGUCCUUGACAAUGUGCUUUAUGCAAGAGCUUAUACAAGUGAGCAUCAGUAUGAACUAAUGGACUAUGUUGCUGCAAAAUUUUAUGAAGAACCUGGGGUAUUCAAAUUAUUGAUUGUUGACUCCAUAAUGGCAUUGUUUAGAGUGGACUUUUGUGGGAGAGGAGAGUUAGCAGAUCGUCAACAAAAACUAGCACAACUUCUCUCAAGACUACAAAAAACUGCUGAAGAGUAUAAUGUGGCUGUAUUUGUUACAAACCAAAUGACUGCCGAUCCUGGUGCUGGUAUGACUUUCCAAGCCGAUCCAAAGAAGCCAAUUGGAGGACACAUCUUAGCACAUGCCUCUACCACCAGAAUAUCCCUAAGGAAGGGCAGAGGUGAAAACCGAAUUGCAAAAAUAUAUGACAGUCCUGACCUACCUGAAAAUGAAGCUACAUUUGCUAUAAGUGGAGGAGGAAUAACCGAUUCAAAGGAAUAAUUGACAAUUCUGCUGCCAUCACUCUUGAAUAUACUUUUACAAAUGCAUGUAGGAGAUUAAGAAAGAUAUACGAAUGUGCAUGAAUCUAUGACACUUUUUAUUUAUAAAGAUCCAUUAUAAAUAGUGACAAAUAAGACCAGAUUUGAGUAAACCAAUACCUUUUGUUAGCAUGAAUAUGUGUGAGAUUUCCUAUCAUGUAAAUAUUGCAGUUUUGUUAAAAUACAACAUAUUUAUUUAAUAUAUUUAUAUGGUCUUAGGCACAGAAGUGACUAAUUAAUGUUGUUAUUAUUGAAUAACAUUGUUGUUACAACAUA